AUGGCCGAUGGAGCUGUAGGUCACUUUAGUGCCUGUUGUGUAUCUGCAUUUGUAGAAGUUUGGUCAUCUAACAGAACAGAAAAUUACUCGAAAACCUUUGAACAGCAACUUCUUGAUAUGGGAGCAAGAGUUUCAAAAACUUUGAACAAGAAUGUGACCCAUGUAGUCUUCAAAGAUGGACGUUGGGCUACAUGGAGAAAAGCACAGAAGAGGGGUGUAAAAAUAGUUUCUGUACUCUGGGUGGAGAAGUGUCGAGAAACUGGAGUACAUGUUGAUGAGUCCUUAUUUCCGGCAGUAGAUACUAAUGAAGGAUUACCACUACUAAUCAAAAAACACAAAUGUAUGCAGCCAAAAGACUUUAUUGAAAAAACUCCAGAAAAUGAUAGAAAGAUGCAGAGAAGACUGGACCAGAUGGCUAAAGAAUUAGCUGUACAAAAGACAGCAAUUAAUGCUGAAACUGAUGUACCAGUUUUACUAUUUGGAGACAAUGGUUCACUUGUAUACAGCCCUGUUAAUAAGAUAAAAGAUCAAUGCAGUGCAAUGGAAAGAAGAAUGAAGGAGAUGAAGGAAAAAAGAGAAAAUCUUUCUCCUACUGCUUCACAAAUGUCUCAGAAACCUCCAAGCAGUUCACCAGGAGACUGCCCGCUGUCUACUUGUGUCUUAACUAAUUCAGCAGAUGCAUUGUUACCAGGAGAACAAAUGGAAGACUGCUUGAACUCAAGUUACGAUUAUCUUUGGGGAACUGAUAAAUUAAAGAGACAGAAAACAGAGGUAGUAAAAUAUGCCGGUGAUACUUGGACUGAUACUCAUGCAUCCAUGAGUGCAUCAGUGAAUUCUCCCUCCCAUAGCUAUGAGCAGAAGAGCUUAACACCAAAACGACAUAGCAGAAGAAGUCUAGGUGAUGAAAAUGAAGUUUCAGAGUGUCAUGUUACUGAUGGCUCUUGCAAAGUUUUUAAUGAACAAAAGAAUAAGCACAAUGGGGGGUUAAGAAAAAUUAGAAGACUCCAAAAGCCAACAAGGACACUAGUUAUGACGAGUAUGUCUUCUGAGAAACAAAAUACAGUAAUUCAGGUGGUGAAUAAACUUGGAGACUUUUUGUUCUCAAAUGAUGUAUGUGAAACAACAAGUCAUGUAGUUACAGGGAGUCCUCGUCGUACCUUGAAUGUUAUGCUGGGAAUUGCUCGAGGUUGUUGGAUUGUUUCUUAUGAAUGGGUUUUGUGGUCCUUGGAAUUGGGCCAUUGGAUUUCAGAGGAACCGUAUGAGCUUUCAUCCAGCUUCCCUGCAGCUCCUGUAAGUUUAAUGGCCCUAUAA
Pelecanus crispus (Dalmatian pelican) is the source of this 1311-nucleotide messenger RNA. Lineage: Eukaryota; Metazoa; Chordata; Aves; Pelecaniformes; Pelecanidae. The record is from RefSeq and is a predicted model, not a curated record.